CGCAGCUGAAUCGCGGCCGCGGGCCGGCCGAGUGUUCUGCAGUUCUGCUUCUGCUUUGUUAAGGCCUUCACACAUAAAAUCCCGCCUGUAUUCUCUCGUUACGUUUUAAUAUUGCAUCAUUCGACUAAAUAAGCUGGGCCAAGUUUACCCCUGUACAGGGGACCAGAGUCCUUAUAAGAAAAUGAAUAAGAAGCUCGCUCGCCGUCGCCGAUUCGCGCCGUAGUUGCAGCUAACCUAAAAGCUGCUUAAAGCCAGUAAAAACCACAGAUUAUCCGAGCAAAAUAAAAGCUAAAUCAUGGCACGCGCCGCGGUCAUGACCGCUUUCAAGAUCCUUCUUGGCGCGUACGAUCCGCCCACCAAGGUGCGUAUGCUCCAGGCGAAGAUGACCGACAAGUCGAGUGUCGCCUAUCAGCGUUUCGUCUGGGAAAUGUUGAAGAAGAAGUUUUACAAUGAGAUUCUCGGCAGGGACACCAGUUUGAGGAGUAUGUUUUUUGAUCAUGAGAUCGACGAGGAUGGAGAGGAGAGCUCGGACGAGAGCGACGCAGAGCAGAUCAACCAGGUGAUACUCGAUGACAUAAAUGUAACUCUGAUGGGACGAACUGUAGAAGUGACGAUAGGAUACUCUCUCGUCUUCGAGAAGUACGUGUAUAAGUUGACGAACAUGCAACUGAAACCCGGGCUGGAGAUCGAGCUGUGUCACAUGGUCGUGGCCUGUUGCGCAGAGAUGCGUACGUACGAGAAGUUCUUCGGCCUGCUGGCCCAUCUGCUUUGCGCCAUCAACAAGAUAUACGUGACGCUGUUCGGGCAGAUCUUCAAGAACUCGUAUCACACGAUACACCGCCUCAACAUCAACGAACUGUGGAACAUGUCCAAAUUCUUCGCGUAUUUACUGUUCACGGACUCCAUAUCGUGGAGCGUGCUGUCGUGCAUCAAACUGAACGAGGACAUCACGAAUUCCAACAGAAUAUUUAUCAAGUUCUUGUUUCGAGAGCUGUCAGAGCACAUGGGUCUGGCGAAGCUGAACGAGCGGGUUAAAGACGUGACGUUGCAGGAGGUAUUCGAGGGGCUGUUCCCCAGAAACGAUCCGAAGAACACGCAUUUCGCGAUCAACUUCUUCACGUCGAUCGGCCUGGGCGGUUUGACGGAUGACCUGAAGGAACACCUGAAGUCCCAUCCAAAGCCAGCACCCGUGCCGGCGUUGAUCGGAAUCAAGGAAGAAGAGCCCUCAAACUCUGAUGAAUCUACCAGUUUGUCCAGCUCGACGACGACCGAUUCUUCUUCGUCGUCGUCAUUGGAGGACGAAGUUCCGCCAAAGAAAAAGAUGAAAGUCCAGCAUAAAUGAAAAGAAAAAAAAUCUAAAUCAAAGGACAAGAUGGAAGAAAAAUCCAAAAAGGCGCAAAGCAACAAGAAGGUGCAUUAAGGAUGGUGACCCAGAGUCGGCUGCUCCCCGGAAGAUGGGCAGUGCAUGUCAUCGUCGUUGUCAACACCACCAGUGUCUCGUAUCAUCCCUGACAAUAAACACAAGAUGGCAACAAUACCAAGAGCGCGCACGCUGCGGAUGCGUGUGCGGCAUGCCGCCAGUGACUCGCAUGUCGCGCGGCUGACGGCGGACUAGCCGCGUGCCAAAUGUACCUUAUUAUAACAUUUUGUUGGUAAAUUCUGUUGUAUUCUGCAUUCCGACGACAAAUAUUAUAAUAUACAAUAUAUUUGUAAAAUCUGUUUUCCACAAAUUGGAUUAUCUCGAAAGUACUUAUUAAUUAUUAAUAACGCAAUAUGAUCGAUAAAAUUAUUCUCGGAGAAGGCACUUUGUUAUUCUAAAGACAAGAACAUUGGAAACUUGUACUGUCAUUUUUAAAAAUUAACACAGCACUAUCUACUGAAGAGCAGAAACGUGUAAAGACUGAAGUCGCCGCCGUCAAUGUAACGUUUUUAUUUU
Molecule: messenger RNA, 1936 nt
Organism: Wasmannia auropunctata (little fire ant)
Lineage: Eukaryota; Metazoa; Arthropoda; Insecta; Hymenoptera; Formicidae
Product: pre-mRNA-splicing factor CWC22 homolog
Exons: 3
Coding region: 296-1342 (348 amino acids)
Biological process (GO): mRNA splicing, via spliceosome
Cellular component (GO): catalytic step 2 spliceosome
Molecular function (GO): RNA binding
Source: RefSeq, a predicted model, not a curated record